Molecule: messenger RNA, 991 nt
Organism: Amphimedon queenslandica
Lineage: Eukaryota; Metazoa; Porifera; Demospongiae; Haplosclerida; Niphatidae
Product: ribosomal L1 domain-containing protein 1-like
Exons: 4
Coding region: 45-839 (264 amino acids)
Source: RefSeq, a predicted model, not a curated record
UCUAAUAUUUCUUUGAGUUUCAGACUUGACCACGUGGCACCAUCAUGGCAUUUUUGAAGGAAGAUCAAGUGAAGCUAGCACUUGAUGCUUUAAAAAAGUACCUCACUGAAGUAGAGGCUAAGAAGAAGCCUGAUUUGCUUAAAGAUGAUCAAUUUGUAUACUUGACUGGAGAAUAUAAAACAGCAAAACCUUAUUCGUCCUCUCCAAAGAGAAUAUUAUUGCCUCAUGGUUUAAACGAGCCCGGAGCUGUCGAUGUGUGCAUUUUUACUAAAAAUCCAAAAGCUGAAGUCAAGAAGCUUUUUGAAGAGAAAGGUGUCAAGCUGAUAAUAAAAAUAAUCCCUCUCACAAAGAUUGGCACUCAUUUCAAGUCGUUUGAAAGACGCAAGCAGCUGGCUGGGAUGUACAACGUAUUCUUGGCUGACAGUAAAAUAUUCCCUCUCUUAUUUAAGAAGCUCGGCAAGGCUUUUCUUUUCAAAAGAGGACCACCUUUUCCGGUCGACUUAUCAAAACCGAAUCUAAAAUCUGAACUGAACGCCGCCAUAUCUGCCACUCAUUAUCGGACUAGUAAGACUACAGCACUCUCCGUUAGAAUAGGGAAACUCUCGAUGCCAUCGGAGCACCUCCUCCAGAAUUGUCUGACAGUGUGCAAGUAUCUUGGUAAGCACGUCCCAAGAGGAUGGAAGGAGAUCAAGUCAUUGUACAUCAAGACAGUGACAAGUGUCUCUCUUCCUAUUCACAAUAGUUUAGACGUAAUGAUACCAACUAAAAUGGAUGACGAAGGCAGCUUGAACGAGAAUCAAGACCGAAUUCAAAGAAAGAGAUUGCGCAUGGAUAUCUAACUGUUAUUGUUGUUAUUGAUUUUCAAAGAAAAAUUAGAAAAUAUUUUACACUUUUGUUAUAAAGCGAGUCUCUAUUAUGUAUUAUAAUAUUAGAGAAAUUUGUUAUUUACAAUGUUUACUGUAUACAAAAUGAAUAUAUUUUUUGGAACUUU